AUGUCUGAUCAAUGGGAAGUUGUUACCAAGUCCCGCAAACAAAAAAAUCUGGAUAAAAAAGUUACUGCACAUACGGAACAGAAGCGUAUUGCAGCUCAGAUGCCAAAGCUGGAGGAACUCUUGCCAACCCAGCAAUAUCGCAAUUUAUUCGGAUCUACCAACAACAACAGCAUAUCGAAUUCGCCUGCCAAGUCUAGUUCGAGUGCCUCAUCAUCGAAAAACAAGUCGCCGAUCAAGAAAAACGCCAUAAAAACAGUUGGGUCUGGAGGCAAUAGUGGAGGCGGAUCAACCAAGAAACAGAUGCCGGCACCUCUGGCUAAGCCGAAAACACUAGAACAGGCCCUCAAGCAUAUAACUCCGGAUGAUUUUGCUGCUCAGCUGACGCAAGUGAAAUUAAGCUGUCCUGGCUCUGAGUUGCGAUGGCUUAGUCAUAUUGCCCUUUAUUUCAAUGGAGCCCUGUCCUACGACUGUGAUCCCGUAUUCUCUGGACGUUCUGCUCAGUAUCCUAGUAAUCUGGCGAGUGCUGCUCUCAAGAAAUCAGUAGUAGAAUUCCUUAGUAGCGUAGGCGAGUCAAAUCUAGAGUAUUUUUUUUACUCUCUAUUAGAUGGUAUGACUACGGAUCUUAACAAUAACCAGACGGUGGUUGGCUACAAGUUUAUGCUACAGUUAAUAGGUCAGAAUUGGCCGAGUAUUUGCUCUAAAAACUUUGCCAAGACCGCUUUACUGAGAAACUCCUAUCAAAAUAGGAGCAGCAUUUGCUUAAGUAUUUUGUGGGCCAUCGGACAGGGCGGUUAUAGAUCACUGAAUGAGGGAGUUAAGGUCUGGCAGAAUUUAAUGUUACCCAAUUUGGAACUGAAAACCUACUCAAAGUUUGUAGUAGAUUACAUAGAAAGGGUCCUUAACGCAGCCGCUGUAGGCACCUCGGAGGAUAUAUUGCUGCUUAAUCAGAAUGAAUUUUUCGCCACCUAUAACGCACUGAAUGCUACCUAUAAUAAUCUACCCAAGGAGCUCCAGCAAAGCCUGAAGCGGAGUGCAAGUCAGUUGCUGCAAAAGUACAUUUCCAGCCCGGUUAAGCAUGCGAAUAUCUUCCUGACGCUUUUCCGCGACAUAACGACUGUAAAUAAGCCAAUCAACGAAAUUGAAGGAUGCAUUAGUUGCCUUCUCAGCAGCGGUGGGGAUGAUUGCCUGAAAGUUUGGCGAAUGAACUACAAAAAGCAGCAGUUAGCCAGCUUAUUGCUACUACAAGCUAUAGACAAAGACUGGGAGACAUCUACUAAUUUACUUGCAAAAUCACCAGUAUAUCACACUUUUCUACAUGAUUUGCGUCUUUUAAACGAAGAGCUACAGUCAAGCAAACGGAGAGAAAGCUGCCUUGAUGAAUUAAUAGAAGUUUUAGUGACUGUUCAGGAAAAAAGCAGCGCACAGCAAAAGAAGAACAAACAAAAUUCUGCGACACAGAAGAAGAAAUGUGGCUGCUGUAAGUGGACUUUGGGUAGUAUUUUCAUCAUUGCACUGAUUGCUGGCGCUCUCUGCUAUGAUACCGAGGUCAAUGGCAAGGGGGUGUUUGAGAAAUCAGCCACUGGCAAAGUACUGAAAAACGCUGGAGUUUUGCCACAUGUCCAGAGGGCCUGGUAUGUCACCAUGGGAGCAAGCGCCCGGGGCUAUAAAUGGGCGGAGGAACAUGUCCCACCGUAUGCCGAACCAGCAAUUAAGACUUCUGUAGAUCUGUGGAAGCUGGCGAGGAAUGCAGCAUACAAUAUCAUACAAUCCGGCAAGGGAUACUUCAAUACCAAGUGGCCCGUGCUUGCCAAGUUUAUUGAUCAAUAUGUGCCCAAUUUGUCAAGUAAACUUGAGGCUUUCGUUUCGGGCGCUUGUGAUUUGGCCAACAAUAGCUACGAAAAGUCUGCCGCGCUAAUCAAGGAAAAGAUUCUGAUUGGCCGCUUCUCACCAGAAAACAUCAAUCAGGCGCUGAAUCAGACGCGCAAUGUGGCUUUGGAAUACUACAAUCAGUUUCACAAAAAGGUUGAUGCCUAUGCCAAGCUUAAAUGAUUCUAAGCGUCAGGCACGCUUGGAAAACAUUCUACGAGUAAUACCAUCCGAAGAAUAAACAAGAACACGUCAUAGUCAAUAUUGAAGGAACCACAAUUAUUUGGCAAUUAGUUAAAAAGAAUUAAUUUGUUUUAAAUAAGUAUAAAUCUCAACUCCUACCAUCUCUAAACAUCAACAUUUCGUCAACAUGGACUAGUAAAAAAGCAAUACGAGCAAAUUAUGGUGGAUGCCAAGAAAGAACCGAUAUAUCAAAAACCCGAUAAAA
Messenger RNA from Drosophila persimilis, 2314 nucleotides. RefSeq names its product transmembrane protein 214 (gene Tmem214). NCBI's taxonomy places the organism in Eukaryota, Metazoa, Arthropoda, Insecta, Diptera, Drosophilidae. The transcript has 8 exons. The record is from RefSeq and is a predicted model, not a curated record. Gene Ontology annotation, cellular component: endoplasmic reticulum; Golgi apparatus. Bases 1 to 2049 code for a protein of 682 amino acids.